Molecule: messenger RNA, 964 nt
Organism: Exophiala oligosperma
Lineage: Eukaryota; Fungi; Ascomycota; Eurotiomycetes; Chaetothyriales; Herpotrichiellaceae
Exons: 1
Coding region: 53-964 (303 amino acids)
Source: RefSeq, a predicted model, not a curated record
GGCAGACAAGACCUCUUCAUCUUGUCAGCCUGGCAAGAAUACUCUAUACCAAAUGCCACCAUUCACUCGUCUAUUCGGCAAACUCACACGUCCACCACGUGUCCAUUUCUUCGACAUCAAAUCUCUAGUCGGACCGUUCUCACCCAAUACCAUCCGGACCCGCCUGUCCCUGAACUACAAGCGCAUCGACUACACAGAGUCUGCCAUCUCCUAUGCCGACAUCAAGGCCCUCUAUGCAGACCUAGGUUUGCCCGCCACCCAGAACCGUGGCCAGACACAAUCUUCACCGAAGUACACACUUCCCGUGAUCCUCAUCGAGACCGUUCCUGAAAACCAUGAGUCCCUUCAAACCACAGGUAGUUUCCUGCUCAAUCUGGCCUUACAAGGAAAGCUCGACUAUGAAGCGUCAAGGGCUGUCUGUGGGACACUCCCCAUCGCGCGGGCGCUAGACACUUGUUUCCCCCCGCCCAAUUGGAAGGUCUUGUUCCCCUUCCAACAGAGUGACAAGCAAACUGAAGAGGUGCAGCGGUGCAUCACUCGUGCCGUGGGGGUUGCGAGGAGGCUGAUUUUGCCUCGAGUUCCCAAAGUUUUGGACGAACGCGGGAGGAAAUACUUUGUCGACACAAGGACCACGUGGUUCGGAGUCGAGGCCUUGGAUGAGCUUGGACCCAAGUCGGAAACAGAGGCGACACAAUUGUGGGUAGAAAUGACCCGGGAGUUGGAGUCGAUCACGAACAUGUUGUCUAAAGGUAAAGGAGGAGGUCCAUUCAUAAACGGUGAUGUGCCGAGUUAUCCAGAUUUCAUCGUCGUGGCAUUCCUCGCUUGGUUCCAACGUGUUGACGAGCAGGCUUCGGAGAGAUUACUUGAGUUUGGGAACGGAGAGUUGCAGAGACUUUGGCAUGCAUGUAAACCCUGGUUGAGUGGACAAGGUGAGGUGAUUGAAUGGGAUGUUGAGUCAUCAUGA